Talaromyces proteolyticus is the source of this 1461-nucleotide messenger RNA. RefSeq names its product P-loop containing nucleoside triphosphate hydrolase protein. Gene Ontology annotation, molecular function: ATP binding; ATP hydrolysis activity. Lineage: Eukaryota; Fungi; Ascomycota; Eurotiomycetes; Eurotiales; Trichocomaceae. The transcript has 2 exons. The record is from RefSeq and is a predicted model, not a curated record. Bases 340 to 1068 code for a protein of 242 amino acids.
CGCCAAGUGACCACAAAACCUUUGCACGGAUGCGCUUCAUUGGCCAAUCGCUAAUGCAACCCCAUGCCCAUACCGAUCUUUCAGGAGCUGUCAGAAAAUCGUCGACAUCAAGAAUCGAUAAACAAACUUAGCUAUCUAUGCGCACCGCUUGCGACGUCUACACGGAGGGUUCGGGCUAUAUAUCCUAGUAGAACGAAGAAAUAGGAGGAGCAGAAAGUGGCCAAGAUCAAAGAAUCGACCCUGUCUACACUGCAAUGGAUUGAACAUUGUGGUGCAGGCGUACAUUCGAUCGCGAAGGAAGUGGCUAAACAGAUCGAUACCACGGAGCACACGAUUCAAAUGGAUAUUACUGAAGUAACAGCACCGGUACAGGAUGAAGUUGCCUCAACUUCUCUCUCCUUUCGGGCUGUUAUCCCAGUCGACGUGCUAAUCAAGGAUCUUACAGUUGAAAUUGACAUGACUCCUCCAUCAUGGCAGACCGCACCAGGCCGGAUGUGGAAACGACUGACAGGUUCGAAACUAGCUCAUAAUGAAGGAAAUUCCUCAUACAAAACCAUCCUCCAAGACAUUACUGCUGAUAUACCACCCGGGAGCUUGACCGCAGUGAUCGGAAGUAGUGGAUCUGGCAAGACAUCGUUCCUCAACGUCGUAGCUGGGAGGAUGAAUUCCAGCCGGCUUCGAAUUUCAGGCACAACGAAAUUCAAUGGGGAUGCGGACCGUUCCCAUACGCGGAGCAGCUAUGUGAUGCAACAGGAUGUGCUCAUACCAACACUAACGGUGAGAGAGACACUUCAGUAUGCCGCUGAUCUUCGUCUUCCACCGCCUAUGAAUAAGUCCGAACGAAAGGAUAUUGUGGAACAAGUCAUUAUGGAGCUAGGACUAAAAGAGUGUGCAAACACGCGGAUUGGAAACAGUGCACACAAGGGUUGCAGCGGUGGCGAGAAGAGGCGAACAAGCAUUGGAGUGCAAAUGCUAGCCAAUCCUUCACUCCUUUUUUGCGAUGAACCAACAACGGGUAUGUUAUCCCUGACAACUCACAAAAAUGGCGACAAGACUAAGUGCCAGUAGGUCUUGAUGCUACGAGUGCGGUUAUUGUAUCCAUCCAUGCUCCUCGUUCGGAGAUCUGGAAUUUGUUCGAUCAUGUAAUUCUGCUCUCACGCGGAGCACCUCUAUACAGUGGACCUUUAUCGGCAUCUCUGCCGUAUUUCAAAGCACUCGGCUAUGCAAUGCCGGAAUUUGUCAACCCAGCAGAAUUCUUGAUCGAUUUGGCCGCAAUUGAUAAUCGAUCCCCUGAUUUGGAGAAUACAUCUCUGGCACGGGUCAAUUUCCUCCGAGAAGCGUGGAAAUCCAAACUGAAAGAGGACGAUGAAAUAGAGAAGAAUAGUGAGCAGCCUUCGCCCGUUCAACCCGCGGCCGCGCGGAUGCCGAAGAAAGUUCCUUUUAUCCGAGAAUUCAACGUUC